CUUUCUUAGAUUCUUUUGCUUCCAUGGCAGAACAGCAUCAUGGGUUCAGCCACUAUCUUAAAGAUUCACAAACUAACGCGCCCGCAUCUUUUCUUGAUACAACACUGCUCAAGCAUGAAACAGGUAAUGGAAUUCCAUGCUCAUUUCAUCACAAGUGGCCGCUCCAAAGACUCCAUUUUUCUUAGCUCCAUCAUCUCCUUCACUGCACUCUCUCCUGCUGGAGAUUUGGGCUAUGCCCACUCUGUUUUUAGCCGCGUAAAUGCACCCAAUGCUUUCAUGUUCAACACCAUGAUUAGAGGCUAUGCUUCAAGCUCUGAUCCUGGUCAGGCUAUUGUUCUUUACAAUGGGAUGCUCAGGUAUGGCAUUGCUCCCAAUAAUUACACCUUCCCAUUUGUGAUCAAAGCUUUAUCAAAGGGUAAAUUUUGCUUGCACGGUGAAGCUAUUCAUUGUUCUGUGAUCAAAUAUGGGCAUGUUUUGGACCUUCAUGUUGCGAAUUCGCUCUUGAAUAUGUAUGCAAGUUUUGGGUUGUCAAAUGAGGUAAGCAAAGUGUUUGAUGAAAUUCCUGAACCGGAUGUAGUUUCUUGGAAUGUGAUCAUUGAUGAUCUUUCUCAAAACAGUUGCCUUGAUAACGCUUUGUGUGCGUUUACUGAGAUGUCUCGACAAGAGGUUGAACCUAAUUCAGUCACAUUUCUUGCCCUUGUGUCUGCUUGCACAAAAACCAGUGAUUUCUAUACUGGGAAAUUGAUACACUUGCAUAUAAUUAAGUCAGGAAUUAGUAUUAGUGAAAAUCUUGGAAAUGGGUUGCUUGAUAUGUAUUGUAAGUAUGGAGAUCUGGAGUCAGCUGAGAAAAUGUUCAGUAGGAUGCAAGUGAAGACUGUGUUUUCAUGGACUUCACUGCUUGAUGGCUAUAUACAAAAGGGUGAACUUGAAAGAGCCAUGGUGAUUUUUCAUCAGAUGCCUAUAAAGGACACAACUGCUUGGAAUGUCAUGCUUAGUGGCUUUGUAGAGGCAGGUGAUGUGAAUUCAGCUGAGAAGAUUUUCAGAGAAAUGCCAGAAAGGGAUUUGGUGUCAUGGAACAGUAUGAUCAUUGGAUAUGCCCAGAACAAUAAACAUAUCCAGUCUUUACAUCUGCUCAAAGAAAUGCUAAAUUUGGGUAUGGAACUUGAUCGGAUUACUCUAGCCGGGGUGUUUUCUGUCUGUGGGUAUACAGGAUCACUGUUUCUUGGGGAAUCAAUCCAUUCUUACAUGGAAAAAAAGAACAUCAAGGGAGAAGAAGUCGAGGCCGCUUUGAUGGACAUGUAUUCCAAAUGUGGCGCUUCUGGAGAAGCUCUGAAAGUGUUUGAAAUGAUAGCAACAAAAUCAGUGUUAGCUUGGACUGUCCUGAUUGUAGGACUAGCCAUGAAUGGUCUUACAAAUGAAGCCCUGAGUUACCUUCAUCAAAUGUGCCACGCGGGAGUAAAGCCAAACGAGAUCACAUUUUUAGGAGCUCUAUGUGCCUGCAGCCAUGCCGGUCUUGUGGAAGAAGGCAAGCGUUUGUUCAGCGCCAUGAUUCAGGUUUACGGCCUAACACCAAGGCCCGAGCACUACAGUUGCAUGGUGGAUCUUCUUGGCCGGGCUGGUUUACUGAAAGAAGCAGAGAAGUUCAUUCAAGAUUUGCCUGCAGAAACAGAUGCUGCAGGCACCUGGGGAGCACUUCUUGGAGCUUGUAGAAUGCAUGGCGGCGAGGUUCAAAUGGCAGAAAAAAUCGCCAGAAAACUGACCGAAAUCGACCAGUUUCAUUCAGGCAGAUAUGUCCUUCUCUCCAACAUCUAUGCUGCAGAAAACAGAUGGCAUGAUGCUGAGAAUGUGAGGAAGAAGAUGAAGGCUUCAGGUGUUCAGAAACUGCCAGCCUUCAGCUUCAUUGAACUCAACUGAAUGAGUGAAUGGAUUGGGCUGCCUUCACUGACCCAUUGGACAGUUACUAAUGGGCCAAACCCAUUGCAAAGCCCAACAAGACUAAGCAAAUAUAAAUCAUAUCCAACCGGACCAACUGUAUUAAUUUUCUCUGUAUCGUUUCAAUUUUAUCACAUAUUUUCAGAGAACAAACUGAGAUUGCUAUUACUAGGUAAAUGUUUGACCUAUUUAAACUAGAAACGUCUGUAGUAUCACUUUCAAUUGAAAACUGAAAACACAAAGGUAUCUUAGAAUUA
Molecule: messenger RNA, 2189 nt
Organism: Ipomoea triloba (trilobed morning glory)
Lineage: Eukaryota; Viridiplantae; Streptophyta; Magnoliopsida; Solanales; Convolvulaceae
Product: pentatricopeptide repeat-containing protein At2g29760, chloroplastic-like
Exons: 1
Coding region: 40-1914 (624 amino acids)
Biological process (GO): RNA modification
Molecular function (GO): protein binding; RNA binding
Source: RefSeq, a predicted model, not a curated record